AGUCAAACUUGCAGCAGUGUCUUAUAGUUUUUUCUACCUUCUCAAGGCUCUUGGCCACUUCCUCCUAAACAAACUGAUUGGCCGCAUCUCUGUGAUUCGUUUCCCUCCACAAGGAGAGAAAAGGGCUUGCCUGUACAGGUGCCAUCAGAAACCUUCACUUUACCACAGGUCUGUUUCAAUACUUGUCAGUUUCUUUAUAAUAGUGGAUGUGUGUAUGUGUGUGUGUGUCAGAGAGCAAAUAUCAUACACACAUAGGGUACACACUUAAUGCCAGACCCACUUCUUCACCUCCUUCAAUGUGUUAUGUCUGAUGUGUGAGUGUGAGUAUGACAUGUUCAGUGAGUAUGUUCUGGGUAUAAGGCUUGCACACAGCCAAACGCAACACACACACACACACACACACACCCCUUGCCUUCUGCCAGAGUUCACAGGCACAGCGACUGUGUCGAGUAGAGGAAACGGGCUUUCCUGGAAUUGUCGGGAAUGAGAGCUUUCCUGUUGUGCCGUUAAAAAAAAAAAAAAAACUCCAGCCAGAUCACUGAGUUUAUCAGACGGGCGCUCCUGCUCGCGGAAAUCCCAGCGCACUGGGCGAGUGUGUGGAGACAGUCAUGCCACCUAUUUAGUCGUCUUAGACUUGCUUGAGCUGUGUCUAGCUCGGGAUCAGCGGGCUCUCUCUCGGGCAGUCAGGGGAUUUGGCUCGUUAGCUCGCGUCGUCCGCCAAAGACAUGGCUCCACAAAGUACAGCGGGGCGAAAUCCAUCGGUGGGUCGUGGCCAUGUUUUACUGCAUAGCUGUGCGGCUUCCCUGGAUUUCGCUGACGACAUCCCCUUGUGGCUCCGCCUGACAGGAUGGACGCGCUGGAGUCGGAGCUGACCUGCCCAAUCUGCCUGGAGCUCUUUGAGGACCCGCUGCUCUUGCCCUGCGCCCACAGCUUGUGUUUCGGCUGCGCCCACCGCAUCCUGGUCUCCCACUGCGCCUCCAACGAACCCGUGCAGUCCAUCGGCGCCUUCCAGUGCCCCACGUGCCGCUAUGUCAUCUCUCUGAGCCCGCAGCGCGGCCUGGACGGACUCAAACGCAACGUCACACUUCAGAACAUCAUCGACCGCGUGCAGCGGGCCUCCUCCUCCCACUCGUCCAACGCCCUGCUGUUGCCCCCGAGUGGGCCCAGCUCGCCCGCCGAGGACGGGCGCUACCCGCUGCCGCUCGCCGCCAUGACAACCAUGCCACUCCCCGAACCCAUACAGUGCCAGUUCUGCGAGCAGGACCCGCCGCAGGACGCGGUGAAGACGUGCGUCACCUGCGAGGUGUCGUACUGCGAGGAGUGCCUGCGCGCCACGCACCCCAACAAGAAGCCCUUCACCGGCCACCGGCUCAUCGAGCCGCUGCCCGACUCGCACCUGCGCGGCCUGCAGUGCUUGGAGCACGAGGACGAGAAGGUGAACAUGUACUGCGUCACUGACGAGCAGCUCAUCUGCUCCCUCUGCAAGCUGGUGGGCCGGCACCGCGACCACCAGGUGGCAGCGCUGAACGAUCGCUACGAGAAGCUCAAGCAAGCACUGGAGUCUAACCUCGGCAGUCUGAUCAAGAGGAAUAAUGAGCUGGAAUCCCUGAUGGGGAAGUUGAUUCAGACCUGUCAACAUGUGGAGGUGAAUGCAUCCCGCCAGGAAGGCAAGCUGAUGGAUGAGUGUGACCUCCUGAUUGAAAUCAUCAAUCAGAGAAGGCAACUCAUUGGCACAAAGAUCAAAGAGGGCAAGGUGGUGCGCAUGCGAAAACUGGCCCAGCAGAUUUCUAACUGCAAGCAGUGCAUUGAUCGGUCCUCCGCCCUCAUCACGCAAGCUGACCAGACGCUGAAGGAGACAGAUCACGCCCGCUUCCUGCAGUCGGCCAAGAGCAUCUCUGACAGAGUCUCCAUGGCAACGGCAUCUUCCCAGGUGUUGAUUCCUGAGAUAAACUUGACAGACACGUUUGACACUUUUGCCCUUGAUUUCACCCGGGAGAAGAAGUUGCUGGAGAGUUUGGAUUAUCUGACUGCUCCGGACCCUCCUAACAUAAGAGAGGAACUGUGCACAGCCUCCUACGACACCAUCACUGUUCACUGGACCUCGGACGAUGAGUUUAGUGUGGUGUCAUACGAGCUUCAGUACGCCAUCUUCACCGGCCAGUCCAACAUCGUCAGUCUGUGUAACUCCAUGGACAGCUGGAUGAUUGUGCCCAACAUCAAGCAGAACCACUACACUGUCCAUGGUCUGCAGAGCGGGACGAAGUAUAUCUUCAUCGUCAAAGCCAUCAACCAGGCUGGUAGCCGCAGCAGUGAGCCAGGGACCCUCAAGACCAACAGUCAACCAUUCAAGCUUGACCCCAAGUCCGCUCACAGGAAACUGAAGGUCUCCCAUGACAACUUGACGGUGGAAAGGGAUGAGACAUCCUCAAAGAAAAGUCAUGAUAAGGAACGUUUCAGCAGCCAGAGCAGCUAUGGGGUCACUGCAAAUGUCUACAUAGACAGCGGACGCCAUUAUUGGGAGGCUCUGAUUGGAGGAAGCAGCUGGUACGCAGUGGGCAUUGCCUACAAGUCUGCCCCCAAACAUGAAUGGAUCGGCAAGAAUUCAGCUUCCUGGGUGCUGUGUCGCUGCAACAACUCUUGGGUGGUGCGCCACAACAGCAAGGAGCUGGCCAUCGAGCCGUCCCCCCACCUGCGCCGCGUGGGAGUGCUCCUCGACUACGACGUGGGCACCGUGGCCUUCUACGACGCCGUGGGCUCCCAGCACCUGCACACCUUCCACGUCUCCUUCUCCCAGCCAGUCUGUCCCGUCUUCAACGUGUGGAACAAGUGUCUGACAGUGCUCACCGGCCUGCCCAUCCCAGACCACCUGGAGGGGGUUGAACUCCUCGACUGACCUCAAAAUAAAAAGUCACCUUGGGGGGCUCUGUUGGGAGAUGCAAUGGGCAGCUUCAGAACUCUUUGGACCAACUCAGGCCACCUAAAACAACCCCCCCCCCCCUCCAUUAAGUCACAGUAGGCACCUUGGACCAUACCUGUUUUCUCUCGCCCCUCCAUGUGAGAUGUAGCACUCUAGUAAGUAGGAAAAUGGAUGCAGGAAGACCACACAAUUUGUGGUGCAAUAUAAAGCCCUAAAAUGCAAAUAUAUUUAUGUCGUUAUCUUGCUCAUUUUAUUGAAAACUAUAUGUCAGUCCCUCCAGGAUCUCAGGAGGGUUUGUGGUGAUUGUGGAGGCCAAAAGCGACCAGGAUCUCACAAGGGUUUGUGGUGAUUGUGGAGGCCAAAAGCGACUGAAAUUGCUGUUGGAAUUCUGAAAAGAUGGCAGUGAUUUUGAGUUCAAUAAAAUCAUUUGCAUGACUUUAUUUUGUUACAUUGUGGUAAUAGGAAAAUUGCAACCUGAAAUCCUUAAAUUUGCGUGAUUUAGCAAGAUGGCAAAAUCCUGGAGGGGCUGAUAUAUGCUGGCUUGCUUUACCAACAAAGGCAAUUCCAACGAGCAAAUGUGGAUGAACAGAUUAUCAAUUUGAAUCUAUUGUAGACUAUUCCUAACGUUUGCACAACUAUGUUUAUGCUUUAUUUAUGGAAAGGAUUAUUUAGGGAAAAGGGUGUUAUGUUUUAAAAAAUAUGGAUAUUAUGGUGCAACUGAUGUGACGUUCCUUCCAUUUAAUCAAAAGACAUUACUAGACAUUUUACAAUUCAGUUUACUUUCUUGUCCUUUUCAUCAUCAUGUGAACAUUAGUUACUUCAUCAUUUUUUGUCUGGUUGUGUGAUGGAUAAGAAAAUCUGGUUUCUUGCAUUUUUGUUUAAUUAAAUGGUCAAUUGAAAGAUUUAAAAAACACUGCAAGACUAAAUAUUGACACCAUACGCACCAUGGAACUGGUUUUGCUAAGGCACCCCAACACGUGUUUAAUGCUGUGUUUAUAUGUUACUGUCAAUAUCUAGUGUAGUUUGAAGAGAAACAUUUUACAGUACAUUUUGCUUAAGAAGGAAAACAGUGGGCAUCAAGCUCAUCAACUUGGUAUGCAGAUAUUGUUUAUUAUUCUCCAGAUGAAAAUAUAGUGGUCUAACGUUUAUUUCUUAAAAGAUAAUGGAAAGUGGAAAGAUAAUAUUUACAGAUAAAUCAAUAGAUUGUGUCACUGUACAGUACAAUUUCUAUUUGUUGAAGACUUAAAUAAAACAUAAUGACCACAUUAUCUA
Clupea harengus (Atlantic herring) is the source of this 4189-nucleotide messenger RNA. RefSeq names its product E3 ubiquitin-protein ligase MID1. Gene Ontology annotation, biological process: regulation of microtubule cytoskeleton organization. Gene Ontology annotation, molecular function: zinc ion binding; protein binding. The record is from RefSeq and is a predicted model, not a curated record. NCBI's taxonomy places the organism in Eukaryota, Metazoa, Chordata, Actinopteri, Clupeiformes, Clupeidae. Gene Ontology annotation, cellular component: cytoplasm.